This is a messenger RNA of Labrus bergylta (ballan wrasse), 1656 nucleotides long. The record is from RefSeq and is a predicted model, not a curated record. Lineage: Eukaryota; Metazoa; Chordata; Actinopteri; Labriformes; Labridae.
AUGAUGCUCGCAGGUUUCCUUCUGAUAAUCCUCCUUCAAGGUGGAUUUACCUCUGAUCACACAGAGCAGCCAGAACUUGAUCAACAAAAAGCCAAUCAGAGCUAUGAGAAAGGUGGAAGUACCUUCAAUUACACAGAGCCAACAAACAUUACACAGAACGCCAAUCAGAGCUCUGUUGAAGAUGGAAUAACCUUCAAUAACACAGAGACAACAAACUUUACACAGAACACCAAUCAGAGCUCUGUUGAAGAUGGGGCCUCUGCAUGUAACAAAACUUAUCGGGACUUAUUAGACCACCUGAACUUGACUUCAAACAAUAGUCUAAACACCAUGGCUCGGCCCACUAAGAACCCCUCAGAACCUACAGAAAUACAUCUGGAUAUAGUCCUCUAUGCCAUUCUAGAUGUGGAGGUUAAAGUCAGCAGUGACUUAAACACACAAUUUAGAAGAUUUUCAAACAUAUUCAUUCUUUUACAGAGAGAAAAGGAACAGACAUUUAUGUCUUGUGUUUGGGUUGAAAUGAUUUGGACUGAUGAUUACAUGCGUUGGGAUCCAGAAGAGUUCUGUGAUAUAGAGAGCAUUACUAUUCCCUCUAAACAGCUGUGGCUGCCAGAUCUAACUAUUGAAGAGAGGACAGAGAAGGAUAAGGCCACUCAGAGUCCUUAUCUCAGGGUUGGUUUUUAUGGGGACGUCACUUAUAGGAAUGACAUGGUGCUGCUUACCACCUGCAAGAUGGAUGUCUACAAAUUCCCCUUCGACAUUCAAAGCUGCAACCUCACCUUCAAGUCUGUCAUAUACAACGUCAAGGAAAUUAAGCUUGAAAAGUGGGGGGGCUCUGAGUGGAUAACAGGAUGGUCUGAACAAAUUAUGAGAACACAGUCGGACUGGGAGUUCAUCGACAUUACUGUCGCCAACAACUAUGUCGACAACUUUUUCAUCAAUCAAAGCAUGAUGGUUUACACUAUCACCAUGAAGAGACGUUCCAUCCUUUACAUUGUCAACUUCAUCCUGCCUGUCCUGUUGUUCUUGUGUCUGGAUUUGGCCUCCUUCAUGAUCUCAGAGCAUGGGGGGGUGAAGCUCAGCUUCAAGGUCACUGUGCUGCUUACUGUCACAGUGAUGCAGCUCAUUCUGAAUGAAAUUAUCCAACCCUCUUCAAACAGGAUUCCACUUAUAGCAAUGUACUGUGUUGGGAUCUUUGGUUUGAUGAUGCUGAGUCUCCUAGAGACCAUUUUUGUGAUGUACCUCAUGGAGAAAGACUCUGCACCCCAGAAUGAUUGGACAGAUAAAGAACAAAGCCUGAGUGAGGACUGUAAGGACACACGAGGGAAAAAUAAAUUCCAUACAUUUUUCAAAGAACAGCUGGCUUUCAUGACCUUUCAGCCAGAUGAAGCCAGUCAGCAGUCACAGACUAGCAGCAGCCAGUUGACUGAGGAGUCCAAUGCCUCUGAAACGGAGAUGUUGCAAGAGUUGUCUCCGCCCCUGAGCAGCAGGAAGGAAGAAGGAAAGUGUGUGUUUGGGAACACAGCAGUGGAGACCUGGUGGUCUAACAGUCUGUCUCUGAAGCUGCAGGUUUCUUUCAAUGACACAGUCCGACGUGUUGCACAAAAACAGCAGAGAGGAGGGGUAGCUGAAGCUUACAAGUACUACCGGCAGUAG